Gastrolobium bilobum is the source of this 1086-nucleotide messenger RNA. Its product is annotated as GCN5-related N-acetyltransferase 7, chloroplastic. Bases 31 to 981 code for a protein of 316 amino acids. The record is from RefSeq and is a predicted model, not a curated record. The transcript is spliced from 7 exons. Gene Ontology annotation, molecular function: acyltransferase activity, transferring groups other than amino-acyl groups. Gene Ontology annotation, cellular component: chloroplast. Lineage: Eukaryota; Viridiplantae; Streptophyta; Magnoliopsida; Fabales; Fabaceae.
GUGAAAAUAGAGAGAUAUAGAGAGAGAGAGAUGACACUCGUUUCUUCUCUUUGUUACUCUCCUCCGCUUCAUUACUCCGCGUUUUCAAAUUCAACAUUGGCAUCAAAUUGCUAUGCUUUCAGUAUCUCAAACCUCAGGACCCAAAUCCAAUCCUCUGUUUCUACAAAUGUUUGCACCCAAAAAAUCGAUACCACUUUGUUAACAAUCGCUGAGUCCUUCUACGAGGAUGAGCUUUGGGCCGCUGCGUGUCUCCGCGUUCGUUCCUUCCACGAAUUCCGUCCCGAUACCUUCGGUGUCCAAGAUCAUACAAGGUACUUGGCUGAGCGUGAGUUCGAAGCACUUAAGGAGCGUGUUUCGGGGAAGAGAACGGGCUUUAGAAGAGUCUCUUGCAUAAACGCUUCACUUCCAUUAUCCCAUAUAUCGACCCUCUCCGAUGAUUUAUGCUCUUCAUGUAAGUUUUCUACCAAUGGAGAAGAUCGGAUUGUAGUUGGCACUCUUGAUCUUAAUCAGUGUUUGAGCCUUCCUGAUGAAAUUGCAGGGAUGAAGCCAGAGGUCGUUGGAGCUUAUAUCACAAGGGCAUACCUAAGUAAUGUAUGUGUUGCUAAAGAGUUGCUCCGAAAUGGGUUGGGCUAUGCACUUAUUGAAAAGUCAAAGUUAGUUGCUCAUGACUGGGGCAUAACAGAUUUGUACGUCCAUGUUGCUGUUGACAAUGAAGCAGCAAAGAAAUUAUAUACGAAGAGUGGAUUCGUCUAUGAAAGUGAUGAACCUGCGUGGCAGGCCAGGUUUCUAGAUAGGCCCCGAAGACUUCUUCUAUGGACAGAAGAGAGCAGAGACUACAGUAAUUUCUGUGCUCUUCUUCUACGCUACGAAACCAGACAAGGAGAAAGGGGAAGCGCCAUAACUGGUAACCAUAUCAUUCUGGAUCUGACCCGGCCCAAAUCCACUUUGCAUAUAUCUUCCACUUAUGGGCCGGCUCCAUGAGGCCCGUUAAGGCUGCAGAGCUUGUACAGCAAAGUUACACCAUGCAAGUGAAAGGAAAUCCAUUGUCUCGGGAUGUGCAUCAGAAGGGGAUAGAUUGAAAUCGGA